AGAUCAAGUCGGGGUCAAACCCCAUUUCUCAUUGCAAACCCGGCCCGGAAAAUAGCCCGCUACUGAUAUUGUUUUGGGUCCUUCCGGGUCCAUAACCGGGUGUUUGCAGAAUCGGGGUGAUCAAAAUGGAAGUAGAAGGAGGUGAGGAGGUGACAUGGAGCAGAGAAACAGUUCCCAAGGUUGUGAAGAUAGUGAGCACAAGACUCCCUCAGAGAGACCUCAUCUCUCUCUUGCUACUCAGCCCAUGGCUCAACGCUACUCUCAUCUCCCACGCUUCCCUUUGGCUGCUUAUCGAUUUUCGUGAAAUGAAUAAUGCUGGGAAUCGCCUAAUAGCUGCUCUGUCACUGCCGCGAUAUCGGCAUGUGAAGCACAUAAACCUUGAAUUUGCACAAGAUAUUGAAGACAAACAUCUUGAACUCAUAAAGAACAAGUGUUUUGGUUCUCUUCAAAACCUUGAAGUUUUGAAUCUGAAUAGCUGCCAGAAGAUUUCUGAUAAGGGAGUUCAAGAUAUAACCAGUGCUUGUGCCAAUCUGAAGGUCUUUUCUAUUUAUUGGAAUGUGAGGGUGACAGAUACAGGUAUAACACACCUGGUGAAAAAUUGCAAGUAUAUCAUUGAUCUGAAUAUAAGUGGCUGUAAGAAUCUUUCAGACAAAAGUUUGCAACUGGUUGCUCAGACUUAUCCAGAAUUAGAGUUGCUGAAUCUGACAAGGUGUGUCAAGUUAACAGAUUUUGGCUUGCAGCAGAUAUUGAACAGUUGCUCCAGUCUCCAGAGUCUCAACUUAUAUGCCCUGUCUAGCUUCACUGAUGAAGCUUACAAGAGGAUAUCACUUCUAACCCAUCUUAAAUUCUUGGAUCUAUGUGGUGCCCAGAAUCUAUCAGAUGAAGGGCUUUCUUGUAUAGCUAGAUGCAAGGGCCUUCUGUCUCUCAGUUUGACAUGGUGUGUACGUGUCACUGAUGUGGGGGUCAUAGCCAUUGCAGAGAGUUGCACCUCUCUCGAAUAUCUCAGCUUAUUUGGGAUAGUUGGGGUGACCGAUGCAUGCCUGGAUUCCCUCUCAAGGACCUGUUCGAACACAAUUACUACUCUUGAUGUGAAUGGAUGUAUUGGAAUUAAGAGACGGAGUCGUGAUGAAUUGCUUAAAUUGUUUCCAAAGUUGCGGUGCUUCAAAGUGCACAGCUAACAUUUGCCAUACAGAAUCCACAUUGCGGAUGAGAAAUGCUUCUAAGAAACGGCAACUUACACAUUUUGAGUGCUUAGUGUGUUGUGGCAUGUCAAAUUUUUGCAUUCACUCUUAAUAGGACCUCAGGAAUCUCAAUCUGUAAUUUUUUUUCUCAUCCUGUUCUCAGCAUUUAUGAACAAGUACAGAUUUUCUGAUAAAACAUUGAAAUGACUGUUAUGAAUCAAACGACUCCAAGUGAUUUUGGUUUUGCCUUAUA
Messenger RNA from Rosa rugosa (rugosa rose), 1434 nucleotides. Its product is annotated as F-box protein At3g58530. The transcript is spliced from 12 exons. The record is from RefSeq and is a predicted model, not a curated record. The coding region runs from base 126 to 1178 and encodes 350 amino acids. NCBI's taxonomy places the organism in Eukaryota, Viridiplantae, Streptophyta, Magnoliopsida, Rosales, Rosaceae. Gene Ontology annotation, molecular function: protein binding. Gene Ontology annotation, biological process: SCF-dependent proteasomal ubiquitin-dependent protein catabolic process. Gene Ontology annotation, cellular component: SCF ubiquitin ligase complex.